Molecule: messenger RNA, 2697 nt
Organism: Dothidotthia symphoricarpi CBS 119687
Lineage: Eukaryota; Fungi; Ascomycota; Dothideomycetes; Pleosporales; Dothidotthiaceae
Exons: 2
Coding region: 1-2697 (898 amino acids)
Source: RefSeq, a predicted model, not a curated record
AUGUUCAUACGCAACAAAAUACUGUCAGUUCUUGUCACUACUCUGGCAAUUGUCAAUGGCCAGGACAAUCUUGGGCUCAGCAAUGGGUACACCACCUUCGAAGCCGGGAGCCUCAAAGGCAACAUCGUUCGUUCGUCUCAGACGCUUGCUUCGUUGAACUCCAGUCGAACAGACUUCAAUUUCCUACCCUUCGACCUCCUGUCUCGACUUGCCUUCAACGGCGCGCACCAUCUCGGCGAUGUCACGUUUCGGUAUCGGACUUCCAACGGUAGAUGGACGAGCGUCGAUUCUGCCAGCUCUAGGAGUCCAGUCACAGCGCUGAGUGAGCUUGGGGCAAAUGUCAUCGCUGGUGCCGACCUGGCGCCUACCCUUCCUCGUAGGCUGCCACUGAAAGUCACUAGGGAAUGGGUACACUAUGAAGAUGAUCUUGCUAUGCGUAUCAACAUUACGAACACGGCGAACUCGAAUAUCGAAUUGGGAAGUCUCGGACUCCCAAUCAGCAUCAACAACAUCUUUUCCGACCGGACCGCAGAGCAGACUCAAGAUAGGUGCUCGCUUGCCGACCCAUACAUUGGCCUUGACGCAGGCUACGUGCGAGUCUCGCACUUGCAAGGCACUGGAAACGCCUUGGUUGUCACACCACUAGGAUCGACUCGAUUCGAGGCGUGGAGAUUUCUCAGCGAGCCAAACGGAAACUUUGGAUACCAGUCACAGACAUUUGAGGGAAACUACGAAUGGCAGGUGCACAGCCUUGCGUGGGCACAAAACGAGUGGAAGAGCAGCAAACCUUGGAACACACCGACAUCGAAAAUUCUGCAACCGGGAGAAGUGUACUCUGUCGGUCUCCGUUUUUCGCUGGCUGAAGACAUUCAGCGGAUUGAAGAUACUGUAGUGCGGACUGGAACUCCGCUUGCAGUAGGCAUACCGGGAUAUGUGGUGCCAUCUGACUCAACAGCACGGUUGUAUCUGAACUACUCGUCGCCUGUUGAGACCGUGGACGCUGGAGGUGCCUUUACCAUAUCGGCACCGUCGUCGUCUGGUGGUCCGUACACGUUGACACCAGCCGGCUCAGCAUGGGGAAGAACCCGCGUGACGAUAUCAUACCAGGACGGUAAAACCCAAACCGUGCAUUAUUUCAUCACAAAGUCUGCGCCCUCAGCGUUGGCUGAUCUCGGUCAUUUCUUCACAACUGCCGCAUACUAUAACAACACUGAAGAUCCUUUCAAUCGUGCGCCGUCAAUCAUGACUUAUGAUCGCGAAGUGAACGCUAUCGUUGACCAAGAUCCUCGCGUCUGGAUUGCCGGGCUCAGCGACGAGGGCGGUACCGGCGCCUACCUAGCCACGGCGAUGAAACAGUUUGCCCAGCCUGUUGCAAGAGAAGUAGCUGCUCUGGACGAUUUCGUACACGACACAAUAGUUGGAACACUGCAACAGAACGGCACAUUCGGCGUUGUAGCCAGUGCCUUCUUCUACGAGCCCGGCGCCGUCAAUUACACGUACAAUCCAGCGUUUGACUGGGGAUCUUGGACUUCGUGGAACCGCGAAAGAGCUUACACGACGCGUCGCGCCUACAACUACGUCCAUCCUGUCGCAACGUACUGGUCCAUGUACCGAGUCGCCAGGAAUUACCCGGAUCAGAAACUUCGAGCCGAUUGGUCUUGGUACUUGGGUCGCGCGUUCAACACCACGCAGUACUGUCUCGCUGAUGAAUCGGCGAACUGCGAUUAUGGCCUUGUUGGGCUGAUGGGCGAGUGGGUGCUCGGUGAGCUGCUGGAGGACUUGAAGAGAGAGGGUAUGGCGGCCGAAGUCUCGGCCAUGGAAACUACCAUGCGAUACCGUGCGGAGCUCUGGGAGACGCAACCGAUUCCGUUUGGCAGCGAAAUGGCGUGGGACAGCACGGGGCAGGAAGGAGUGUUUUUCUGGACCAAGUACUUCAACCUCCCCAACACACCCUCCAAAACACUAAACAGCAUCUUGGCAUACAUGCCGACCGUUGCGCACUGGGGCUGGAACGGCAAUGCCAGACGUUACUGGGAUUUCGUCUACGGCGCGAAGCUCCAGCAAGUAGAGAGGCAGAUCCAUCACUACGGAUCGGGCCUGAACUCGCUACCGCUGCUCGACUCGUACGAAUCAGAUCCUGCUAACAAUCUCUACACCCUCCGUGUGGGAUUCGCGGGAAACACGGCACCGCUCACGAAUAUCGAUCAACAGGGCUUUGCCUCUGCCGCCUUCCAUUCGUACCCCGAGCUGUUGAAGUGGGAUGCAUAUUCGGGAGACUACGGGCAGGGUUUCCUAGGCAUGAGUCUUGGGCAGACUGUGUACGUGGUCAGCGAUGCGCGGUAUGGCGACGUGGCGUUUGGUGGUGACGUGGAGAAAUCGAGCGCUACUGCGAUUGUUGUUGCGCCUAGGGAUGCGGUGAGGAAGAGGGUCUUCAUUGCGCAGUUGGGGCUGAAGAUGGAGAUCAGUGCGGGGGCACUGCAGAAGGUGGAUUUUGAUAAGUCGGCGCAGAGUGUUACGUUGAGCGUUGUUGAUAGCGUUACGGAGGGCGCGUUGAAGGCUUCUUCGGCUGUUCUUUGGUUGAAGAAGGUGGGGUCGGAUACAGCUGGGUUUACUGUUGCUGGCGCGAAGACGGAGAGAGGUGGGUGGGUUGUUGAUCUUGUGGAUGGCAAGGCAGAUGUGAAAAUCACACGAGCGUGA